Pyrenophora tritici-repentis Pt-1C-BFP is the source of this 813-nucleotide messenger RNA. RefSeq names its product glycoside hydrolase family 128 protein. Lineage: Eukaryota; Fungi; Ascomycota; Dothideomycetes; Pleosporales; Pleosporaceae. Gene Ontology annotation, biological process: fungal-type cell wall polysaccharide metabolic process. Gene Ontology annotation, cellular component: fungal-type cell wall. The record is from RefSeq and is a predicted model, not a curated record.
AUGCUUACCACUACCUUCUUCAUGGCCCUAGCUGGCCUUUCCACCAUCAUUGAGGCAUCCCCUCUUCAACCUCGCGGCGGAAACAAGCGUGGUCUUGCCUUCCCCAAAAACCACAACGGCGUUCCCGGUUCCCAGUACACUCACGCUUUUGAUGCCACCUCCAAGCUUGGCUGGAUGUACAACUGGGAGGCAGUCAUUGAUGGUCAACCCAUCGACCUCGAAUUUGUUCCUCUGCUUCACUCCAACCAGCAGUGGUGCACUGAGACUUGGUUCAACAACAUCGCCAACGCUCGCAAGAACUACAAGGUCUCGCACAUCCUGGGCUUCAACGAACCAGACCAGGUUGGCGGCGGAGGCACCAACAUGGACGUGGGAACUGCCGUGGCCGCGUGGAAGGCAUUCAUCCAACCCCUCGCCUCCCAAGGACUCCGCCUCGGCUCUCCUGCCGUCACCAGUGGCAACGAGCCCAACAAGGGCAUCAACUGGCUCAAGAACUUCGUCUCCAGCUGCAACGGCUGCCAAAUCGACUUUGUCGUAGCCCACUACUAUGCCUGGGACAAAGCCGAAGACUUCAAGAACUACCUCAUCAAAUUCCACCAAACCUUCAACAAGCCCGUCUGGGUCACCGAGUUCGGCGUCACUGAGGGCAACGCCGACCAGUUCCUCAAGGAGGUUCUUCCAUGGAUGGAUGGACAGGACUGGAUCGAGCGUUACGCUUACUUCAUGGCUGCCCCUGCUACCGACCAGAAGCUUCUGAUCAACGCCAACGGCCAAGGUCUGAGCAGCACCGGAAAAAUCUACGCAACUUUGUAA